AUGGCCCUGCUGUCGAAUCAUCACUGCAAUUACCAGAACACGCAGUCCGAGAUGCUGACACCCACGUACGCCAAUUCAGCGGGGAGCUACGACCCUCUGUAUCCGUCACCGUACAACUCACCCAGCUACGAUUCCACCAGAAUCGCGUAUAGAGAUAAUUGCACGCACGAGAACGAACUUACGCCGCGAAGGGAGGUCGAGACGCUGGAUUACACCAAGGACGUAGUGCCGGAAUACACGAAGACCCCGGAGGGAUACGAUCGAGGAGCUUAUGGCGUCCUGACGCCUGUCACCCCGCAGAGAUACGAGCCGCCGCAUUCGAUGGAUCAGACAAGAUCGCCGCGAUCGAUGUUGUACGAGGAAAGUUCGAUGAACUAUCAUACCCCAUCCUACUGCUACGAGACUCCUCCGCAGGAACCGAGGUAUCAGCCCCUGGAGAAUAGCAAACCAAUCAUCACGAUCGUAGAAUCUCGCGCCAGUUGCUGGGAACCCAUCAUCUCGACGCAGAAAAUGCCGACGACACCGCCGGUGAGCCCGCGAAAAGGUCGGCGAAGAUCGCGCGACGUUCCACCGUCGCCAACGGUGCUCAAACGUCGUCGUCUUGCCGCAAAUGCACGUGAAAGACGACGUAUGAACGGACUGAACGACGCCUUCGACAAGUUGCGCGAGGUCGUGCCGAGCCUUGGAACCGAUCACAAGCUCAGCAAGUUCGAGACUCUACAGAUGGCACAGAGCUACAUAGCCGCCUUGUGCGAUCUUCUGCAGAGGCACGAUAGCAAGAGAUAGAAUGGAAAACGCAAGUACCAUUAUAUAUGUUUUUUAUCCUCUGUUCGCUCGAAUUUAAUGUCAUCGAAGAUGAAUAUUUGAUUACUUGAAUCUGACCUUCAAGAAAAAAGUCUUAGUAUAAUCUAAUCAAUCUAAUCUGUUCCUUUUUUAUGAGAAAAUCUGAAUAAAAUUUUUUAAUAAUUUUCUUAACUUUAAGAAUAAUUUUCUCCUAAGCUUCUAAACAGAUAGAUUAGACUAUUGUUGAAUUGUGAAUUCCAGAAUUGAAAAGCCAGUCAUAGAAGUUUAAUACGUUUUGUGAACAGCCAAUGUUUUAUGAAUAGUUAAUUAAUUGUAGA
Camponotus floridanus (Florida carpenter ant) is the source of this 1121-nucleotide messenger RNA. Its product is annotated as pancreas transcription factor 1 subunit alpha. Bases 1 to 786 code for a protein of 261 amino acids. The record is from RefSeq and is a predicted model, not a curated record. Gene Ontology annotation, molecular function: protein dimerization activity. The transcript has 3 exons. NCBI's taxonomy places the organism in Eukaryota, Metazoa, Arthropoda, Insecta, Hymenoptera, Formicidae.